AAAUACUCCAGCAGUGUAUCUCCCGUGGCCGUCUCCCCGCCCUUUACGUGUGGUCUAGUGAUCUAGUCUCUGUUACAUUUCUCGUCCGUUUCGUGCGAUUUAUUCAACAGAUUAUCCGUGAUAAUGCAAGCGAUCAAGUGUGUUGUGGUCGGCGACGGGGCCGUGGGUAAAACCUGUCUGCUGAUUAGCUACACAACAAAUGCAUUUCCUGGUGAAUAUAUCCCAACGGUAUUUGACAACUAUUCUGCAAACGUGAUGGUGGAUGGUAAGCCGAUAAAUCUAGGCCUCUGGGAUACGGCUGGUCAAGAGGAUUACGAUAGGCUCCGGCCGCUUUCAUACCCACAGACUGAUGUCUUUUUGAUAUGCUUCUCGCUGGUAAAUCCUGCUAGUUUUGAAAAUGUCAGAGCCAAAUGGUAUCCUGAAGUCCGUCAUCAUUGCCCAACCACUCCCAUCAUCUUGGUUGGUACCAAACUUGACUUGCGUGAAGACAAGGAAACCAUCGAACGACUCAAGGACAAAAAGCUCGCACCAAUCACUUACCCUCAGGGUUUAGCAAUGGCUAAGGAAAUUGGAGCUGUCAAGUACCUAGAGUGCUCAGCCCUGACGCAGAAAGGCUUGAAGACCGUGUUUGACGAGGCGAUACGCGCCGUUCUCCGUCCACCUAUCCAUCCCAAGCCAAGACGCAGGUGUUUUCUGCUAUAAUAUUAAUUGUUUUAACCAAUGGCAGUAUAUAUACCUAUAUAUCCACUUUGUUUUUCCAUCCCUCUCUCCAUCCAUUUGUUCCGCACAGCGUACAGACCAUCUUCAAAUAGAUAACGCUAAAGAGAAAUGUUGGAUAUACGUCGCAGUCACUACUGAAGCUAGCACAAGUUCAAAAUGCACAAAACAGUGUGCAGCUGCACAUUGUAACUAUAUUUAAACACACGCGUAUUAUCCCUAUGGAUAGAUAGUUAGAAAGAAGAAACAACUAACUUAAUUUCACAAUUCAUUACUUAGUAAAAGACAAUAGAAUGCAUUUUCAGAGGGUAAUGAACUUUGUUACUUUUCUAUGGCAUAUUUUGUAUUUGGAUUUUGUCUUUAUUUAUAUUAUUAUGUUAUGAAGUAGUGUUGACAAUACGAGGACAACCAUUACCGAAAUCAAAUGAAGAAAGUGUUGUAGCUAUGUGCGUUGAACACAGUUAAGGAUGUGAGAACAGCUUGGAUUUAAAUAUGGUGGCUUGGAUUAUGAAACAAGAGGGAUGUAGAAGGAACCAAACUGAUUGUGUACAGUAUAUUAGAGUAUAUUAUUAAUAAUUAUAUGUAAAUGAUGAAAAAAAUUAACCCUACUAUUAUUAUAUUAUACAUACCACACAAAUUAUAGAUAUAUAGAUUUUACGUAUACGCGAUUUUAAUAACAUUAUUUAACGAUAAACCAAUGCCAUUGCUGUCUCCAACACACGUAUAAUUACUCCUCAUCAAUUACCAACCUCUGUGCAUAUGAUCAAAUCAUUUCGUGGGAGUUGAAUAAUUUCCACUUUGUGACUCAUUUUAAGGUUCGCAUGUACAUUCAAUGUUAUUGUAGACAAGUUUGGGCUGACGAUUCUUUAUGAUUGAUACUUAAGGGCUUGGACUAAUGGCAAAGAAAAAGUAUUGACAGACCAUAAUAGACAGGCACAUCUCAAGUCAGUAGCAAGGAUAUUUUUUGUAAUGUACUUUACAAAUAGUAAAGAACCGCUUGGCAAUCAGUAGUUGAAAUUCUGAAUUCAUCCCGGUAUAAUAUUCCAUCAAAAGGUUUAUUUAUUAAUUAACACUGUUUGCCACAUAUAAAGUGCAAAAAGCUGAAACGUGCGAUUGUAUUUCUUGAUGAAGAAUUAUAUGACAGUACGUUUCACAGUAAACUAUGAUAUUUUUAACGUUACAAAAUUUUAUUGAAUUUCGUCAACAUUGACUAUUGUUAAGAAUUGAAAUCAUUUUUUUUUGUAAUAAACCGUCUUUUAUUCUGAACUCGGUAA
Messenger RNA from Diprion similis, 1991 nucleotides. RefSeq names its product ras-related protein Rac1 (gene Rac1). The record is from RefSeq and is a predicted model, not a curated record. Lineage: Eukaryota; Metazoa; Arthropoda; Insecta; Hymenoptera; Diprionidae. The coding region runs from base 124 to 702 and encodes 192 amino acids. Gene Ontology annotation, molecular function: GTPase activity; GTP binding; protein kinase binding. The transcript is spliced from 3 exons. Gene Ontology annotation, biological process: cortical cytoskeleton organization; regulation of actin cytoskeleton organization; motor neuron axon guidance. Gene Ontology annotation, cellular component: plasma membrane; cell cortex; cytoplasmic vesicle.